CCUUGAUUGCUCUUUUUCUUUGAAUAUCGAUUGUAAGUUGGUUCUGUUGUAUAGUUUGACGUGGAAACAUUAUUGAUUCCACACAUCGGGCAUAUCAAACUGUUUAGAGGGUUACUGGUUCUUAGAUAGAGGUGGGAAGAAAGAUUUAAAAUGGCAGGAAAAGUAAUAAUUUGUUUACUCAGGAAUGAUCUAAGAAUUCAUGACAACGAAGCAUUAUUGUGGGCCUUUAAACACGGAAGUCAAGUUUUACCGAUAUAUUGCUUUGAUCCAAGGCAUUUUAAAGGAACAUACCACUUUGGUUUUGCUAAAACUGGUCCCCAUAGGUUAAAGUUUCUAAUUGAAAGUGUGCAAGAUUUAAGAUGUAGAUUGAAAAGUAAAGGAAGUGGGUUGAUUGUGAGAACGGGGAAGCCUGAAGAAGUUAUACCAGAGUUGAUCAAAUCUGUGGGUCCAGAAUUUGUAAGCUCAUUAGUUUAUACACAAGAGGUGACCCAAGAAGAAAUAGAUGUGGAAGCUGCACUGAAUAAAUCUUGUGGUGUCAAAAUCCAGACAUUUUGGAAUUCUACCUUAUUUCAUAAAGAUGACUUAUCAUUUUCAAUCAAGCAAUUACCAGACGUGUUCUCUCAAUUUCGUAAACGAGCAGAGACAGAAUGCUCUGUCAGAUCUGUUAUACCAACUCCAGAAACUUUCAAACCAUUACCUCAAGGCAUUGAAGAAGGCAAUAUUCCUACUUGUGAAGAUUUGGGAGUUGAAAAUGUUCCACAAGACAGUCGAACAGCCUUUCCUUAUAGUGGUGGAGAAACUUCAGGGCUUGAUAGAAUCAAGUAUUAUUUUUGGGAGACUGACAAAGUGGCCAAAUAUAAGGAAACUCGGAAUGGUAUGAUAGGUGCAGACUAUUCCACCAAGUUUGCACCAUGGUUAGCUCAUGGAUGCCUUUCUCCAAGAUUUAUCUACUCGGAAAUUAAACGGUAUGAAAAGGAGAGGAUUUCUAAUCAAUCAACUUAUUGGGUAAUAUUUGAACUGUUAUGGCGAGAUUAUUUCAGAUUUGUGGCAAUGAAAUAUGGAAAUGAAAUAUUUUUCUUGAAUGGUAUAAGGAGAAUGCAUCUACCGUGGAAAAAGGACACAAAUGCAUUCAUUGCAUGGAAGGAAGGUCGAACUGGGGUGCCUUAUGUUGAUGCCAAUAUGAGGGAAUUAGCUGCCACUGGGUUUAUGUCUAAUAGAGGUAGACAAAAUGUUGCAAGUUUCCUCACUAAAGAUUUAAAAUUAGAUUGGAGACUAGGUGCUGAAUGGUUUGAAUCCAUGUUAAUUGACCAUGAUGUGUGUAGUAACUAUGGCAACUGGCAAUAUAGUGCUGGUAUCGGUAAUGAUCCUCGUCAAGACAGGAAGUUCAAUAUGGUAAAACAAGGACUAGACUAUGAUCCCAAUGGAGAUUAUAUCAGACUGUGGAUUCCAGAGUUGAAUCAAGUUAAAGGAGGGGACGUGCACACAGUCUGGGCCUUAAAUUCUACAGUAUUGUCUCGUGCCAAUGUAGUCUUAGCUCAAACCUACCCAAAACCUCUAGUCAUAGCCCCAGAAUGGGGACGUCACAUGGGUAAAGUUGGCGGAGCAACCAGAGGGGGUGGUAGAGGUUGUGGAGGUCAGCAGCAACCAACUAAACGUGGGAUGGAUUUCUAUUUUAAAAACACUCAGCCACGACAAUGAUCACUAUUUGACAAUAUAGUCCUUAAUGGUAUAGACCUAACCCUAGCAACAUAAACCCAAAUAUGGCCAGUAAAGCACCCGUUAACAAGUGACAUCACAUAAUAUGAACAUCAUAUGCUUUAUGAGUGUUCAAAGUGUUAACUCUUUUGACAGUUUAAUGAUGUUGAAUGCCUUUAGCAAGAUGUGCAAUGCUGAGUCUUGUUUCUUGAAAAAGCAUAAUACGAUCAAUUUUUGUCAUAUGGUAUUUCUCAGUGUAAAAUUACAGUUACAACAAUUUUUCACUGUAGGAUUUUUUUUAAGAAACAGGUGCUAUAUUCUCAGUCUUACUUCAAUAUGUGAUAUUAUUGAACUUACUUAUAUGUUUUAAAUACCUCAUAAUAAACGAUAUUAUUUAUC
Messenger RNA from Lottia gigantea (owl limpet), 2094 nucleotides. RefSeq lists its product as hypothetical. Gene Ontology annotation, molecular function: deoxyribodipyrimidine photo-lyase activity; damaged DNA binding; FAD binding. Lineage: Eukaryota; Metazoa; Mollusca; Gastropoda; Lottiidae. Bases 151 to 1698 code for a protein of 515 amino acids. Gene Ontology annotation, biological process: photoreactive repair. The transcript has 2 exons. The record is from RefSeq and is a predicted model, not a curated record.